AUGCUAGCGCGGGAGGCGAGUUCGCGGGAAGAGGAGCUGGUGGCGAUGAAGGUGGUGGAGCUCAAGGAGGAGCUGGGCGAGCGUGCCGAGGCCCUCUCGGGCAACUCAAAGGUGUGGCUGCACCGCCGGCUGCACGCCGCUAUAGUGAGCGAGUAUUUGGAGAGCGCCGCGGGCGCCGACGCGGAGCCAGUAGAAUGUCCAAAAUUUUCGCCGCGCGCCUGCGGCGCGCGACUUUUACCAUUUUGCCCCGGGGGCCCACUUUUGUCGUUUUGCCCCUCAAAUGACAAAUCAACUGCUAGCAGUGCUCUUUUAGCGUUUUGA
Messenger RNA from Emiliania huxleyi CCMP1516, 321 nucleotides. RefSeq lists its product as hypothetical. The transcript has a single exon. Lineage: Eukaryota; Haptophyta; Isochrysidales; Noelaerhabdaceae. Bases 1 to 321 code for a protein of 106 amino acids. The record is from RefSeq and is a predicted model, not a curated record.